AUGGCCUGCUGCACCACCAGCUUCUGUGGAUUCCCCAGCUGUUCCUGUGGCACCUGUGGCUCUGGCUGCUGCCAGCCUACUCUGCACCCCCCAACCUGCUGCCAGCUGUACCAUGCCCAGGCCUCCUGCUGCCGCCCAUCCUACUGUGGACAGUCCUGCUACCGCCCAGCUUGCUACUGCUACUGCUGUGAGUCCACCUGCUGCCAGCCCAGCUGCUGCCAGACCAGCUGCUGCCAGCCAACCUGCUGUGGGACAGGGUGUGGGACCAGCUGUGGCACUGGCUGUGGCCAGGGCAGUGGCUGUGGAGCCGUGAGCUGCCGCACCAGGUGGUGCCGCCCUGACUGCCGAGUGGAGGAUACCUGCCUGCCCCCCUGCUGCGUGACGAGCUGCACCCCCCCAACCUGCUGCCAGCUGCACCAUGCCCAGGCCUCCUGCUGCCGCCCAUCCUACUGUGGACAGUCCUGCUGCCGCCCAGCCUGCUGCUGCUACUGCUGUGAGCCCACCUGCUGCCAGCCCACCUGUUGUGAGCCCACCUGCUAA
This is a messenger RNA of Artibeus jamaicensis (Jamaican fruit-eating bat), 540 nucleotides long. RefSeq names its product keratin-associated protein 1-4-like. Lineage: Eukaryota; Metazoa; Chordata; Mammalia; Chiroptera; Phyllostomidae. The transcript is spliced from 3 exons. Bases 1 to 540 code for a protein of 179 amino acids. The record is from RefSeq and is a predicted model, not a curated record. Gene Ontology annotation, cellular component: keratin filament.